This is a messenger RNA of Arabis nemorensis, 600 nucleotides long. Lineage: Eukaryota; Viridiplantae; Streptophyta; Magnoliopsida; Brassicales; Brassicaceae. The record is from the annotation of a GenBank genome assembly.
AUGAGUUUUUUAGGAGUCGGAGUCAGUCCCGGAAACGUCGCCGGAACCAAAAUGAAGCUGUUCGAUCGGAAAGUGAUACUCGCGGAGUUGAUUCUGAGGUGUUCUGUUUGUGCCCUCGCUCUUGUCUCUGCGCUUCUCAUUGCUACAGAUGUCGAAGUUAGAGAGAUUUUCACAAUUCAGAAGAAGGCUAAGUACACCGACAUGAAGGCACUUGUGUUUUUGGUGGUGGUUAAUGGUAUAGCCGCGGCUUAUUCUUUGGUUCAAGCGGUUCGUUGCGUGGUGGGUUUGAUGAAAGGAAGCGUUUUAUCCAGUAAGCCUCUGGCUUUGGCCAUUUUCUUUGGUGAUCAGGCGGUAGCGUACUUGUGUGUGGCGGGAAUUGCAGCAGCGGCGCAGUCUGCGGCCUUUGCAAAGCUGGGUGAGCCAGAGCUUCAAUGGAUGAAGAUAUGCAAUAUGUAUGGGAAGUUCUGUAACCAAGUGGGUGAAGGAAUUGUGAGCGCCUUGUUAGCUAGCAUUGGAAUGGUUUUGAUCUCUUGCAUUUCGGCUUUCAGUCUCUUUCGUUUGUAUGGCGGAAGCAAAACUCGGCAAAGCUCACGUUGGUGA